AGGCCCCGGGGCGGCUGCUCGAGUCGUUUUUGCCGCCGCCGCCAGGCCCGCGCCGCCGGAGCCCCGCCGAGGAGCCGCCGCCGCCGCCGGGGACGGAUCCCAGGGAGAAAGAACAAGAAACACAAAAAGAGGAACGUUUGAUGGAAGAAAAGAAAAAGAAAAAGCAGGAAGAAAAGAAAAAGAAGGAAGGUGCUCAGAAAAAGGCUGCUGAUCAAAAAACCAAAGUGCCAGAACCUACUAAGACCUGUUCAAGCCAGCCCCAACCUGCCGGGACCAGUACCAGUACUUCCACCAGCACUCUCUCCAGCAGCAGCAAUGGCAAACGUGCGUCUGCCGGCGGCCAGCAGCCAGCUGCAUCCCGUUACCUGCCUCGCGAGGUGCCCCCACGCUUCCGCCAGCAAGAACAGAAGCAGCUGUUAAGGAGAGGCCAGCCACUGCCCACGGGGGCUCCGACCGGCGUGAGCCCCACCCCGGGUGCUGGGCCUGCAGGGCUGAGCCCUCCGCCGCUGCCUGGAGCCGGAGCACAGCCGCACGCCAGCAAGCCCCAGCCAGAAAUCGGCCACAGCGGGCUGGCAGAGCAUUAUGAAAGUUCCCACUGGGGACAGCAGCCCACUUACAGAAGCGAAGCCAACGGCAGCUGGGAUAAAGUGAUAAUAGACAGGACCGAUAAGGAGGCGUGGCCUUCCAUCACGGGAACAGAGGCUGAGUCUGCCUCAGAAUGUACGACAGACACUGACUGUACCUCCAGCUGUGGCUCAGAGAACAGUAGCAUGGCUACAGGCAGUGCCCAGGGCAGCUUCACUGGACAAACCAAGAAGGCGAACGGCAAUAACGGCACCAAUGGCGCGCUCGUCCAAAGCCCUUCUAAUCAGAGUGCCCUUGGGGCGGGGGGAGCAAACGGUAAUGGAAACGCAGCCAGAGUGUGGGGCGUAGCCACGGGCUCCAGCUCCGCCCUGGCUCACUGCUCCCUCAGUGGUGGGGAUGGAAAGAUGGACAACAUGAUCGGAGAUGGGAGAAGUCAGAAUUGCUGGGGUGCUUCCAACUCCAAUGCUGGCAUUAAUCUUAACCUUAAUCCCAACGCCAACCCAGCUGCCUGGCCUGUACUUGGACAUGAAGGAACUGUGGCGACAGGCAACCCUUCCAGUAUUUGCAGUCCAGUCAGUGCCAUAGGUCAAAACAUGGGCAACCAGAAUGGGAACCCAGCGGGCACUUUAGGUGCUUGGGGAAACUUGCUGCCGCAAGAGAGCACAGAACCACAAACGUCCACUUCUCAGAAUGUGUCUUUCAGCGUACAACCUCAGAACCUUAACACUGAUGGACCAAAUAACACUAACCCCCUGAACUCUUCACCAAACCCUAUCAAUGCAGUGCAGACAAACGGACUGCCAAACUGGGGCAUGGCUGUUGGUGUGGGGGCCAUCAUCCCGCCCCACCUGCAAGGCCUUCCUGGUGCUAACGGAUCAUCAGUUUCUCAAGUCAGUGGGGGUGGCAGCGAAGGAAUCAGCAGUUCUGUGUGGGGACUGUCCCCAGGUAACCCUGCCACAGGAAAUAGCAAUUCUGGGUUCAAUCAGGGGAAUGGCGACACUGUGAACUCAGCAUCAAGUGCUAAGCAGAAUGGCUCCAGCAGUGCUGUGCACAAGGAGGGAAACGGAGGGAACGCGUGGGAUUCGGGACCUCCUGCCGGUCCUGGCAUCCUCGCCUGGGGGCGGGGCAGUGGCAACCAUGGCGUCGGUAACCUCCAUUCGGGAGCUUGGGGCCACCCCAGCCGAAGCCCCUCUAACGGGGUGAACGGGGACUGGGGAAAGCCCCCAAACCAGCAUUCCAGUAGCGACAUCAAUGGGAAAGGAUCAACAGGGUGGGAGAGUCCUAGUGUCGGCAGCCAGAAUCCUGCCACGCAGCCUGGCAGCGAACACACGAACUCUUGGGCCAAAGCUGCGUCUUCUGGAACGACAGCAAGUGAAGGAAGCAGCGACGGUUCUGGCAGCCACAACGAAGGAAGCGCUGGGAGGGAAGGAACAGAAGGCCGAAGGCGAGACAAAGGGAUUCUAGACCAAGGGCACAUCCAAUUGCCAAGGAACGAUCUUGACCCAAGAGUUCUGUCUAAUACUGGUUGGGGACAGACUCCAGUAAAGCAAAACACUGCCUGGGAAUUUGAAGAAUCCCCAAGGUCUGAGAGAAAGAAUGACAAUGGGACAGAGGCCUGGGGUUGUGCAGCUACUCAGCCUUCAAACUCAGGGGGGAAGAACGAUGGGUCCAUCAUGAACAGUACAAAUACCUCUUCAGUAUCGGGGUGGGUCAGCUCACCACCUGCUGCUGCGCCAGCAAACACAGGUUGGGGAGAUAGCAGCAGCAAAGCGCCAAAUGGCCCCGGGGUUUGGGGGGACACGAUAAGCUCUACUGCUGUUAAUAAUGCUGCUGCGGCCAAGAGUGGCCACGCUUGGAGUGGGACCGUAAAUCAGGAGGACAAGUCACCCACCUGGGGUGAGCCUCAAAAACCCAGAUCUCAGAACUGGGGAGAUGGACACAAAUCGAAUCCAGCCUGGAGCGCAGGUGGGGGAGAUUGGGCAGACUCGUCUUCUGUCCUUGGACACUUGGGGGAUGGGAAAAAAAAUGGCUCUGGAUGGGAUGCUGACAGUAAUCGAUCAGGGUCUGGUUGGAAUGAGGCUCCAAGGUCCGGGACCAGUGGCUGGGGCAAUGGCACAAAUGCAAAGGUGAAUCCAGGGACAAGCUGGGGAGAGUCUUUAAAGCCCGGCCCCCAACAGAACUGGGCGAGCAAACCCCAAGACAGCAGCGCGAGUAACUGGGGAGGAGCCACUUCCAUUAAACAGACAGGAACAGGGUGGAUUGGGGGGCCGGUCCCUGUCAAACAGAAGGACAGCAGUGAGGCCACGGGCUGGGAGGAACCUUCCCCGCCAUCUAUUCGACGCAAAAUGGAAAUUGAUGACGGUACCUCAGCUUGGGGCGACCCGAGCAACUACAACAAUAAAACUGUAAACAUGUGGGACAGAAACAACCCGGGCAUCCAGAGCAGUGCCUCGGUCAGCACCACCACCAGCACCAGCACCACCACCACGAGCACCAACGCCAACGUGGCCGAGGCGCCCCCGACGCACCAGGCCAGCGCCCAGCUGAACCGAUCGCCACUGCUCGGUCCAGUUUCGUCAGGCUGGGGAGAAAUGCCUAAUGUUCAUUCAAAGGCUGAAAACUCUUGGGGAGAGCCAUCCUCCCCUUCUACCCUGGUUGAUAACGGCACAGCAGCAUGGGGCAAGCCGCCCAGCAGCGGCAGCGGAUGGGGGGACCAGCCCACCGAGCCGGCGGUGACAUUUGGAAGAGCCGGCGCCCCCGCGGCCGCCCCAACCCUGUGCAAACCAGCUUCAAAAUCUAUGCAAGAAGGCUGGGGCAGCGGCGGGGACGAUGCGAACCUCGGUGCCGGUCAGUGGGAAGACGAGGACGGGGGCAUGUGGAACAACGCCGCUUCCCAAGAAAGCACCUCUUCCUGCAGUUCCUGGGGGAACGCCCCCAAAAAAGGACUCCAAAAGGGCAUGAAAACAUCUGGCAAGCAGGACGAGGCCUGGAUCAUGACCCGGCUGAUCAAACAACUCACAGACAUGGGCUUCCCGAGAGAGCCAGCUGAAGAGGCCUUGAAGAGUAACAAUAUGAAUCUUGACCAGGCCAUGAGCGCUCUGCUGGAAAAGAAGGUGGACGUGGACAAGCGUGGACUGGGAGUGACCGACUACAAUGGGAUGGUCACCAAGCCCCUUGGCUGCCGCCCACCCAUCUCCAAAGAGUCUUCCGUGGACCGCCCCACCUUCCUGGACAAGGAUGGCGGCCUCGUGGAAGAGCCCACGACUUCACCAUUUUUGCCUUCACCAAGCCUGAAGCUCCCCCUUUCCAACAGUGCACUCCCUCAUCAGGCCCUGGGUGGGAUUGCCUCAGGGCUGGGCAUGCAGAACUUGAAUUCUUCUAGACAGACACCGAGUGGCAAUCUGGGCAUGUUUGGCAGCAGCGGAGCAGCACCAGCGAGGACCUUGCAGCAGCCGCCACAGCCGCCCGUGCAGCCCCUGAGCUCCUCCCAGCCCAGUCUCCGUGCUCAAGUGCCUCAGUUUCUAUCCCCUCAGGUUCAAGCACAGCUUUUGCAGUUUGCAGCAAAAAACAUUGGUCUCAACCCUGCACUAUUAACCUCGCCAAUUAAUCCUCAGCAUAUGACGAUGUUGAACCAGCUCUAUCAGCUGCAGCUGGCAUACCAACGUUUACAGAUCCAGCAGCAGAUGCUACAGGCCCAGCGGAACGUUUCCGGACCCAUGAGACAACAGGAGCAGCAAGUUGCGCGCACAAUCACUAACCUGCAGCAGCAGAUCCAGCAGCACCAGCGCCAGCUGGCCCAGGCCCUGCUCGUGAAGCCGCCGCCGCCCCCGCCGCACCUGUCUCUGCACCCCUCUGCAGGCAAAUCGGCCCUGGACAGCUUCCCUCCCCACCCCCAGGCCCCCGGCCUCCCCGACCUGCAGACCAAAGAGCAGCAGUCUUCACCCAGCACCUUCGCUCCCUACCCUCUCGCUGGACUGAACCCAAACAUGAAUGUCAGCAGCAUGGACAUGACUGGUGGUUUAUCAGUGAAGGACCCGUCUCAGUCCCAGUCACGCCUCCCUCAGUGGACACAUCCCAACCCGAUGGAUAACUUACCUGGUGCUGCUUCUCCACUCGACCAGAACCCCAGCAAGCAUGGUGCUAUCCCUGGAGGUCUGAGCAUUGGGCCUCCAGCUAAGUCCUCCAUCGACGACUCCUAUGGCCGGUACGAUUUAAUCCAGAGCAGUGAGUCACCAGCCACUCCUCCUGUAGCUGUUCCCCACAGCUGGUCACGUGCCAAGUCUGACAGUGAUAAAAUCUCAAAUGGCUCCAGCAUCAACUGGCCCCCAGAGUUCCAUCCUGGAGUUCCCUGGAAAGGACUUCAGAAUAUAGAUCCCGAGAAUGACCCUGACGUCACUCCUGGAAGUGUCCCCACCGGGCCUACCAUCAAUACCACCAUACAGGAUGUCAACCGCUACCUCCUCAAGAGUGGAGUGACAGGAUUCUGCGUGUGCCUGUGGUUCACGUAGAAAAGCGCCAUAAACACAGAUCACCUUCCCAUUGAGUGCCGUGCAUUCCUCGUGUCGUGAGGCGGCUGCAUCUCAGAGCGGGGACGUUGCAGGCCACCCCGAGGUCGGGGACGGAUGAGUGGCACGGGGGACGAGAGGCUGUGGGACGUGGAGCCUGUUUGAAGUGGUGGGGACCGGGGGGUGGCACAGCCAGAGGUGAGACUUGGCCAUCGCCCCUCGGCACCCUGCGUGUGGCCGCAGGGUUGAGCCGGGCAGCGGGGUGGGUCAACGUGUUCGAGGUUGUGGAGGGUGGGUGAGCCAUGCCGAUCAGGGCAGUAGAAGACCUUGCAAAGAGUCGAGGCUGCUCAGCACAGAGCAGAGCUUCCCAACUGGUGCCUGAUGGUCAGCCCGUGGUCCCUGGCACCUGGGGCAUCGUGGGCCACCUCCGCCUUUGCACGCGUGUGCCGUGACGCGACACAGGCCUCCUGGAGGGGCAGGGGAGUUCCGAGGGCAGAGCUGAGCAGAUGAGACGAACGUCAGGGCAGAGGGAAGCUUAGCCUCAGAGACGUUGGCUGAAACGGGACCUCAGCUGUAGGACAGAGAGAGCUCCCUGCAGCCUCACAUGGCCCUGUGUGACUUCUGGGGGCUGGAGCCCGGGGACGGCGCCUCCUCCACCCCGUGACCAGGCCUCGCCCCGGAAAGCCCUGGCUCCCCCGCCUCCUGGUUUGUUUAUCUGAGAGAAGGGGCGGGGUGAACGGAUCUUUAUGUAGAACUUAUUUACAAAAGGCACCACAGCCGCAGGGCCAGAAGUAAACUGCAAAGGCCAGACCUCGCUGACCACCCCUCUCCAGGGCCCACGUGCCGCACCCCACACUCGAGGGCCUUCAGGCGCCCCAGGGGCUGACCUCGCUCAGGGCCCAGCCACAAAAGCCUGUCGUAUUUUUGAGUGACCAUCUUGAUCUAAAAUACAGAGAAGGGACUUCCCUGGUGGCGCAGUGGUUAGGAAUCCGCCUGCCAGUGCAGGGGACAUGGGUUCGAGCCCUGGGCUUGGAAGAUCCCACAUGCCACGGAGCAACUAAGCCCAUGCGCCACAACUACUGAACCUGCGCUCUAGAGCCCGUGAGCCACAACUACUGAGCCCACGCGCCGCAACUACUGAAGCCCGCACACCUGGAGCCUGUGCUCCGCAACGAGAGAAGCCACCACAAUGAGAAGCCCACGCACCGCUACGAAGAGCAGGCCCUGCUCGCUGCAGCUAGAGAAAGCCCGUGCGCAGCAACGAAGACCCAACGCAGCCAAAAAUAAAAUAAAUAAACAAAUAAAUAAAAUACAGAGAAAAAAAUUGAGAAAAUGUGCCCAGAAGGAAAAGAGUGAGAAAUGCCACUGACCUCUUGUUGUUGGCUUAUUUAUUUUACAUAUUUUCAUAAUGGAAUUUUCUUUUAUUGAGUAUACUAGGUGUUGGGUUUUUAUUUGCAUUUUUGUUUUUAUUUAUUGUCAUUGGUGUUAAGUUCUGAUUU
Balaenoptera ricei (Rice's whale) is the source of this 6589-nucleotide messenger RNA. RefSeq names its product trinucleotide repeat containing adaptor 6C (gene TNRC6C). Gene Ontology annotation, biological process: positive regulation of nuclear-transcribed mRNA poly(A) tail shortening; miRNA-mediated post-transcriptional gene silencing. Lineage: Eukaryota; Metazoa; Chordata; Mammalia; Artiodactyla; Balaenopteridae. Gene Ontology annotation, cellular component: P-body; nucleoplasm. The transcript is spliced from 19 exons. The record is from RefSeq and is a predicted model, not a curated record. Gene Ontology annotation, molecular function: RNA binding; protein binding. The coding region runs from base 141 to 5093 and encodes 1650 amino acids.